Molecule: messenger RNA, 2561 nt
Organism: Drosophila innubila
Lineage: Eukaryota; Metazoa; Arthropoda; Insecta; Diptera; Drosophilidae
Gene: cd
Product: chorion peroxidase
Exons: 5
Coding region: 1-2541 (846 amino acids)
Biological process (GO): response to oxidative stress
Molecular function (GO): peroxidase activity; heme binding
Source: RefSeq, a predicted model, not a curated record
AUGACGGACGAAACAACGCCGUUGACCGCCACCGCCGGCAGUUCCGGUUAUGUUGCCCUGCCGCCGUAUCAGGGACCAACCUACGUGUUUCCUGGUGGUGUCUCGCCCCGUGCACGGCGUACGAAAAUGAAGCAGUUUCAGUGUUGCAUGACCGUGACAUUUAUAGUAAUUGUAAUUGCCGCCCUAUGCCUGGCGUUGUGGUUAAGUGGAAGUGGCUAUGUCGACGGCAAGGGGAACGAUGCGGAAAAUGGUCCCAGCUUCUUGUUUGUCACAAAUGAGACGGGAGCAUCGGUAAGCGAGACACUGGCAGCCACCAAGACUCCCAUUCCGGAUGAGCCUGAGGCCGCCUGGGCAUUGCAGCAUGAGACGCUGAAUCCAAAGGAAGGAGCUCAGGCGGUGAGUGCAGGAAUUAAGGCGCUGGGAGACCGUGAGAUAUUAGAGGAGGGACUGCAGCCAAGUGCAAUAAAUACUCCGCAAUUCCGACAUUAUCGUUCACUUAGCACCAAUCCAGAGGCACGCAAGUUGGCACGUCGUGGCUAUGUUGAGAACCAUGCCACGCUGGACAUCGCCCAAAGAUUCAACUACACCAAGCAGCCGGGACGUAGCAACAUUGGUCAAGGGCCGGCCAUUGAUUUACCAGAUCCGUCGGUGCUACGUCUGGAGUGCGACUUUAAUGAGCGGUUCAGACGCAGCACAGGUGUCUGCAACAAUAAGCGACAUCCACGCACAUAUGGCGCCUCAAUGGUGCCCUAUCGCCGCAUGGUGGCGCCGGAUUAUGCCGAUGGCAUUGCCGCACCAAGGGCAAGUCAUGGUGGUCUAUUGCCACCGGCGCGUCAGGUCUCGUUGAGCAUACAUCGGUCCAGCUAUGAAACUGAUUCCAACUUUACAGUGAUGCUGGCUGUGUUUGGACAGUUCUUGGAUCAUGACAUCACAGCCACAUCGCUGACCACCGCGCAGGAGGGCGAAUCCAUUGAUUGCUGUGUGCCUGGUACAGUAGAGCAGCAUCCAGAGUGCUUUCCUGUAAGAAUCCUGCCCGAUGAUCCCUAUUACCAGCAUUACAAUCUGAGUUGCAUGAACUUCGUGCGAUCCGCUCCAGCGCCCACAGGACGAUUCGGUCCAAGGCAACAGUUUAAUCAGGCGACGGCCUUCAUUGAUGGCUCCGUCAUCUAUGGCAACUUGGAGCAGCGCCAGCGCCAAUUGCGCACUUUUAUCAACGGCACACUUCGCAUGUAUUUUACGGACGAUGAGCGCGAGCUAUUGCCAAUCUCAUCCAAUCCGGAGGAUGGGUGUAAUCGUAUGCGGAUGUCGCGUCAGGGCAAAUACUGUUUCGAGUCUGGCGAUGAUCGUGCCAAUGAGAAUUUGCUGCUAACCUCGAUGCAUCUGCUUUGGGCCAGGCAUCACAAUUACUUGGCACGGGGACUGUAUCACAUGAAUCCUGAUUGGGAUGAUGAACGCAUCUAUCAGGAGGCACGUAAGAUAGUUGGCGCUCAGAUGGCUCACAUCACAUACAAUGAGUUUCUGCCUGUGUUAUUGGGCCGCAAUCUUAGCCAAGCCAAGGGCCUCUUGCCGCAAAGUGGAAACCUCAAUGCGGCGGACACGUAUGAUCCGCAAGUGAAUCCCAGCAUUGCCAAUUGCUUUGCGGGAGCUGCUUUUCGCUUUGCUCACACCUUGCUGCCGGGUUUGUUUAAUGUGUCACGGGAUAAUAGCACGCCCGAGGCUAUAGAGCUCCACAAAAUGCUCUUCAAUCCGUUCUCGCUCUGGACGCGUCAUGGCAUCGAUCAUGCUCUGUUAACUGCAUCGAAUACUCCAGUGCUUCGUGUUGAUCGUUUCUUUUCUCUGGAGGUCACGCAGAAGCUAUUUGAAGGAUCGGCUGAAGACAAGGUGCCCAUAUGUGGCCUGGAUCUGGUUUCACUGAAUAUUCAACGUGGUCGUGAUCAUGGCAUUCCAGCUUAUCCUGUUUUCCGUCGUCACUGUCGACUGCCUCCAGUGGAUACCUGGGAGCAAAUGGCUCAGGCUGUGGAUAACUCUACCUUGGAAUCCAUCCGGCAAAUCUACAAUUCCCCUCAGGAUGUUGAUCUUUAUACGGGCGCUCUUAGCGAACCGCCGCUAGAUGGCGCCAUAUUCGGUCCAUUGCUUAGCUGUUUGGUUUCUGACCAGUUUAUGCGUCUCAAGAUCGGCGAUUCACAUUGGUAUGAGCGCAAGAUUGGGCCACAACGAUUUACCAAAGACCAAAUCGCAGAGAUUUAUAAAAGCAGCCUGUCAGCUAUUAUCUGUCGCAACUCCGAUGGCAUUCAACAGGUGCGCCAAUAUGUUAUGGAGCGCCAUAGAUCGGAUGGUAAUCGCUAUGUCGACUGUGUCGACUUGGAAGGAUUUGACUUUGAUUUUGAGCCCUGGUCAGAGGCCAAACAGCCGUCACAGCUACACAGGGCGAGCUUCAGUGAAGCGAUGUCCUUGGUACGUCUAAUGGAGCCCUCUAGGAUAGGCAAUGGAACAGACGAUCUUCUUAUGGGCAUGCAGCCAAUGAAAAAACGACCAAAAUAAAGUGAGCUCCAUAAACAAAA